AGACAGAUUAUAAUUGACUUUGACAGCUACCUACGUAAAAUUGUAUUAGAUUUUGAUUUGAAAUAAAAAAUAUUAGAAAAAUAGUAAACAGAAUUUAGAAAAAUUUUGAACAACUAACAAUAAAUAAAGAAGAAAUCCGCUUAAUACAAAAUUACAUACCUAGGUACUUUGACUUGACAUCUGACUAUCAAUAAUUACCAAAAAUGUUGGAGAUUAUAAAUGGAUAUCUGAUGGUCUACUUCAUUUUUCUGUGUACUUUGAGUGUUUUAGUACCUUACCUAACAAAACCUAUCGUGGCUUGCUUUGUGAGACCUUCCAAUGACGAGCGUACUGUUUGGUCCGAGAUUUUAAAACUGAAAUCAGCUCAACAAAACAUAUCAAUGAAAGAAGAGUUUGCUGCGUAUUCUAAGAUACAACGAAAGAUUAACAGGUUGGAGUUGCAAUUGAAAGAUGACUCCCAGACACGAAUGAGUAGAAGUUUGGCGAUCAAAAGCUCGGCGCAAAUUGCAUUUCAAGUGGCUGUGGGUUUAGUAACAGUCCUAUCUGUAAUUUGGUUUCGUCGUGAGCCUAUAGUGGCAUUGAAAGGGGAUCUAUUCCCUCUUGGAACUGUACUCCGCUACCCUAGUGAAAUGCCCAAUGCAAUCUCAACUCAUAUGUGGGUUCUCAUGUCAAACUUUUCUAUAAGAACUCUUCUAAAACCCAUUUUAUCUUAGCUAGGUUUGCUGUUGGUAGUGUGACGACUGACGAUCCCUAGGACAAAUGUUAUUCUGCUUACAAACACAUUUUCAUCAGGAAUUAAAAGAUGCCAAUUCAGCUGCUGCUUUGUAGUAGUAAAGUUGGUAAAAAAACACACCAAUAUAAGUUACAUCAAAUCAAAUCAUUUAUUCAAAAAUUAGACCUUCACGGGCACUUUUUCAAGUAAAAUUUUAUAUUAUAAUUUCUCAAAAGCUACAAACUACUGGCAUUUCAGAACAACCACUGCUGAGCUCAUUUGAACAGUGUUGGUCACUAUCAUGCCAGAAGUAAUCAUUUAAAAGCCUGCUUUGUUUUUUUUAUACUGAAAGUUUUAUUUAUUUUAGUAAUGUAAGACAUUUAGGAAUAAAAAGGCAAUGUUAAUUUUGAUCAUUUAUUUGUUAAACAAAAAUUAAUAUUUUAUAUUCAGUCCAAGUCUGACCCUAAUAAUAUUUAACAUUUUUAUUACUUAUAUACUUUCCCAUAAUAUGCUUCUUGACUAAAUCAAUGAUUCCAAUUCCCAAUUCAAUAGUUCUUUUUUUGCUAAAAUUAGCAUUAAUCAGUUGACUGAAUAUAAACAAUAUGCAGUAAAAAUAACAAUAUACAAUUCCCAAAAUGAUGUGUGGCUUGACAAUAAAGAAAUUCCAAAAG
This is a messenger RNA of Plodia interpunctella (Indianmeal moth), 1383 nucleotides long. Its product is annotated as guided entry of tail-anchored proteins factor 1-like. Bases 204 to 713 code for a protein of 169 amino acids. The transcript has 2 exons. NCBI's taxonomy places the organism in Eukaryota, Metazoa, Arthropoda, Insecta, Lepidoptera, Pyralidae. The record is from RefSeq and is a predicted model, not a curated record. Gene Ontology annotation, molecular function: protein-membrane adaptor activity. Gene Ontology annotation, cellular component: GET complex. Gene Ontology annotation, biological process: tail-anchored membrane protein insertion into ER membrane.